CGCGUUUUGGUCUGUUUCUAAACCACAAGCUUCCACGCUUGGGCUGAAUGCUAGCACCAUUUGCUUUCGACCAGCUGCGCCAACCAUGGGGUGACAGCAAAUGGCUUCCGAAUCGCACGUCAAAGCGGCCAGACUAAGCCGUUACGAUGGUGCUAAUUCCCUAGGUGCUGCAGGCCCGCCGCCGUCGACACUCGCUGCACAGCUCGUCGAGAAUGUUUCAGCUUCCUCCCGACCCUCUCGACCGGACGAGACAACCGAGCUUAAGCGCCUGUCUGCCGUUAUCGAGAGAGUGAAAAAUGAUCCCGGUUCCGUCAAGACCCACGAAGAGCGUGUUGAGCAUAACCAUCUGUUGGUCUAUGUCUGCGGCGGCGUUUUCCUCGAGAGCCUCAAGCUAGACGACGCCUUCGCCGAUGCCGAGCGACUGCGGACCGAGGCAUUGAAGGCCAUCAACUUCCUCAAGGUCACAAUAGAUGAGACACCGACCGUGCUAAAGAGCACCACAGAUGGCAAGACGUUCCUAUCCCGGGGUGAGGAGCCCUUGUGGCUGUGGAUUCUACCCAAGCUGCUUCGCAUGCUCGGCCACCGCCGUUGCCUUGCCAUAUCUGCCGAGAUAGAGGGACUCUGUCAGUACAUAUUGCUUCUUGCAACACGGAACGCCUCUCUUUGGGACCUUGGCCCGUCUUUGAUGCAGUACUUCCAGGUGAAUUUGAGCGCUAUCCUUGCCCGUUUCAAAUCGACCGAGCUAUCGUCGCGAGAAACGUCAGUUGAAGUUAGGCUACCCCCUGGGUCGUUGUUAGAGGCUUUGCUCGGUUCUCCUCCGCGGGGUUGCUCCUUCGCUCUGCUAGACCCUGAACACGCCAUCCGACAUGCUACCAGUCUUGUUGGUAUAAUAAAUAGUGUGAUUGCAUCCAAAAGCGAGCCCCAGGCGUCUCUGCUCUACAGCCAAAACCUCGUCUGGCUGUUGGACUCCACUCAACUGUUGGGCUCGCUUUUGGCGACCUGGCCGGUACCAUUGGAAAGCUGCCAGGUUACUAUUUUGCAGAUUGCCCUCGGUCUAGCUGAGGGCCAUACCAGUUCACAUGGAAUGGAGACAGCGCUCUAUCACAAGGUCAAUGCUACUCUGGCGCUGGCCUGUACGGAUAUUUUCUUGAAUCCUCAUCAACUCCUUGUGGAAGAUAAGGAUGGCGAGAAUCUCAGAUCUGUAAUCAGUUUAGCUUUAGUCCACCUCGCGCAAGUCUCUGUCGACCACGAGCCUACCUCUCGGAUCAUCGCUUCUAGACUGCUCGCUACCGCCCAACGACUUGUCUCCGAUAACCCUACCGUCGGGGCCGGCACCGAUGUAUGGCGGGCUGUUCAGUUGCUGCACCAAGCUACGACCACCCCAUCCAAGCUCGCACUCAACGAUGAGGUCCGCCCGGCCAAAUUUACGGACAUUGCGUUACGCAAACAGGUCGAGAGCCUGCUGUCGCGGCAAAAAACCGAUCAGGUCUUGGCACCGGCGCCCAAACGCAGGAAACUGAACGACGAGCCGUCCAAGUUGCCUGACCUCGCAAGCAGGCUAUGUUACUUGCUAGAUGCUAACCCUUCAAGUCCCGUUGAAAGCUUGGAGUCUCCCAUCAUGGAACGCUUCCCUGAGAUGGGCGAAGACGGUCAAUGCCAGCUGCUCGAUCUCGUCUCCCGCAUUCCAUGUGCCGCUGAUGAGACAUUGAACCUCAGGAAGGCUGAGAAAACAGGAGCUAUUAGUUUUCAGUGUGACUUUUGUUCACCGACGAAACCUGACUUUCCAUCUCCAAGUUGCCAACACGAAGAGCCUAAGGUCCUUGGAAUUACCCUCUUCGGCAAAAUCAUCAAAUUGCCCAGCUUCUUGGAAUCGAAGAGACCGCGUGUAUUCGCCAUGGUGGCUCUCCGCCGUAUAGCAAAACAUUCGACAGAAACCGAGUAUUGGGACCUGGAAAAGUCUGGUCCUGGACAAUGGUGUCUACAGUCCUUGCAUAGCUCUGUGAGGGAGCUUCGGAUCGCUGCUGGGCGAGCCCUCUCGGUUUUCAUCGCAGAACCCGCAGUUCCUGGCUUUAAGAGGGAUGUCCUGAAACGGAAUAGAACAAAUGUGUUAGGCAUCCUCAAGUCGCUCUCCGACAAGGAAACCGCGCGCUUGCACGAAACCUGCAUAAUGGCCUGGGGCCAGGUUGGCAGGGUUGUGUCGGCUGACGAGCUCAACCUUGUUGUCAUCAAGCUUGUGGAAUAUCUCGGACAUCGCAAUAUGAUAGUACCUGCUUUUGCGUUUAACGAGCUUCUCAGUCUUGCCGACUCACGGGGGGAGACACCAGGGCGCCUCCUCCAGCCUUUUUGGGCAAGCCUAGCCUUUUCUGUUGUCAAGGAUCUCGUCUCCAAGCCGCAGACUGCAGGGAGAGUAGCCGAGUUGCUGCAGAUGAGCGUACCGGGCCUUCUGCGAAUGCUCCAGAGACAUGCCCUUCCCUGGCUGGUGCUCACAAAGAAGAGGGAGGUAAUCCAGAAGAUCGCAGAAGCCAGGGGCGAGACUGAGGCCUGGCAGCCUUGUCUAGAUCCGACCAAUCUCCCGUCCAUCCUAGCUCUCCUCCUCGUGCAGGACGUGCCGGAUAUAGUCGCGCAUACAAUGUCAUUGCUUGGUCAUGUGUCUCCUCACUUGGAGGGGUUUGAGUUGGUGGAGCUUCUCCGGACGGACCCUCUCAUGAUUGCCCUUGAGCUCUUCAAGGCUGCGGCAGAGUCCAACGAGGCUCGGAAGGCUAGGGUUCGAAAUGCCCUCACGACAAUGGCGAGUCUCCUUUUAGCCGACCAAAAGGACAAACGAGCCAAGAAGUCACAUAUGGUUGGACGCUAUCUCCAACAACACGCACUCGGCUUGGCCGCGCGGCUGAGCGAGGUCAUCACCGACAACCUGCCUCUGAGUCCUCCUGUCUCGGAGCAGAGGCGAUGUCUCGGCGCCAUGGAGGAGAUGAUUAGGGUUUGCAAGUCUUACGUGUGCAUAGCCCGACCACAGAUAUCUGCCUGCCUCGUCUCUGCCCUGGCGUCUGAUGAACUCAGAUCUGCCGCCUUCUCUUGCUGGGAAGUCAUGCUCACCGAAAUGGAAGAGGCAGAUGUGGAAGCGCAAAUCGAAACGACCUUCUACAUCAUCGGCUAUUACUGGAAAUUCUUCGAUGAAGCAACGAAAGAGAAGGCCAAGGCUCUGAUUACUACCCUACUCAACAAACAUCAACGCAUCGUGGUUGAGUACGCCCACAGGCUGCCUUCAUUGAGCCAUAUUGACGAACUCUCAGAGCUGUGCAAGGCUCUGGAUAACCUGCGCUCACCACUAGAUAACAGGGAUGCGUUUAGCAUCUUUGCUCAGCGCCUUGGCCACGAAAAUCCGGGAGUGGUGGAACAGGCCUUAGUCGAGCUAGUAGCAUACCUCGAGCAAAACCAAGACUACCUCCAAUCAUCUGCCAUCAGCGAGCAGCCAGAUCCCGUUGUCACCACUCUCGCAAGGUCGCUCCUCGACUGCUCUGCCAAGUACAACGGUUGGCUGCUUGAUAUCACCCGUCUGUGUGCCCGGGCUAUUGGACUCAUCGGCUGCUUGGACUCGAAUCGCCUGGAAACUGCGCGGGAACAGCAGCAGUUUGUCGUCGUCCACAAUUUUGAGGAUGCUCGCGAGACAACUGACUUCGUGGCGUUUUUGCUCGAGAAUGUGCUUGUCAAAGCCUUUCUGUCGACAACCGACACCAAAUUCCAAGGGUUCCUUUCAUAUGCUAUGCAGGAGCUCCUGAACAGGACCGACUUUAGGUUUGCCUGCACCACUGAGGGACAGCAAAUCCAUGAGCCCAUUUACAGGAAAUGGCUCGCCUUCUCCGAAAACACCCGGGAGGUGCUGACGCCAUUUUUGUCGUCAAGAUUCGUGGUUGUACCCAUGCCGCCGCCAACGACCGAAUAUCCCAUAUUCAGGCCGGGACGGUCAUAUGCCAUCUGGAUCAGGGCCUUUGUUCAUGAUCUGCUACAACACGGCCAGAAUCUCUUCGCUCAGGCUGUCUUUGAACCCCUUUUCCGGCUUAUCAAAGUCAAGGAUCUCACCGUUACCGAGUUCCUGUUGCCAUACGCUGUUCUGCAUGUCAUUGUUGGGCAAGAACAGGUUGAUACCUUGAGAGCCAAGAUCUCGGCAGAGUUGAUAGCAAUUCUCAAGCAUCAGCCCUCAGAGGCGGCAUCCUAUAUUGAGAGGGAAGAAACAAAGCUGUUCUACCAGGCGGUGUUUCGAAUCAUCGACUACUGCAUGAGAUGGAUGCAGGUCAAGAAAUCUCGCCCCUUGACAGCCAAGGACCAGACUUGGAUCAAACUGGUCGAGGGUGUCAUCGGCUCCCUUGAUCCCGAGUUGAUAUCGCAACGAGCUGUGGACUGCAAGGAAUAUGCCCGAGCGCUUUUCUUUUUGGAGCCCCAUAUCGAGAAUCGCAGGCAAAGUGCUGAAAAGGAGGAGAAUGACCGGAUCCUGCAGUCAUUGCAAAGCAUUUACACACAAAUUGACGAUCCCGAUGGACUUGAGGGCGUAUCGGCGCACCUGCAGCACGUCACGUUGGAUCAGCAGGCCCUCACCCAUCGCAAAGCGGGCCGUUGGACCGCAGCGCAGACUUGGUAUGAGAUCCGGCUUGCCGAGUCACCUGAGGAUGAGGAUAUCCAGGUGGAUCUCUUGACAUGUCUCAAGGAAUCGGGGCAACAUGAUGUCCUUUUGAACUAUGUUGAAGGAAUGGAGCGGACAGUGAAUAACGUGAACAGGAUUGCGCCUUUUGCCGUCGAGGCCUCAUGGGCGACCGGCAGGUGGCAGACCCUUGAGAAGUAUCUUCGCCUCUACAACGGAGGAGACAUCUCCGAAGUGUUUGACCUUGGUAUCGGGCAAGCUCUUCUAUGCCUCAAGGAUGGAGACGUGGGGAAGUUUAAGGAGCGUGUCCAGAAGCUGCGAGACCAGGUAGCUGGUUCAAUGACAUACUCAGCGACAUCGUCGCUUCGGGCAUGCCACGACGCCAUGCUCAGGUGUCAUGUCCUCAGCGACCUGGAAAUGAUUGCAAAUGAGAACCUCAAGGGAGACGGAGACCAGCAUGUUGUGCUCACGGCGCUGGAUCGCAGGUUGGAGGUGCUUGGGGCGUAUGUGAGCGACAAGCAGUACCUGCUUGGAGUGAGACGAGCUGCGAUGGAGUUGAUGCGACCUCGAUUCGGAAAUGAGGACAUAUCUUCGCAGUGGCUGUCUAGUGCCAGACUGGCGCGAAAGGCCGGGUCAAUGCACCAGUCCUUCAACGCGGUGCUGCAUGCCCAGCAGCUUGGUGAUGGCUCUGCAAUGAUCGAGAACGCCAGGUUGCUGUACAAAGACGGCCACCAUCGCAAGGCAAUCCAAGUCUUGCAGCUCGCUAUCAACACCAACUCUUUCAUGACGGAAACCACUGACAGUAUGCCGCCGACUCCAAGUAGAAGCCCAGAGACUCAGCGGAACCUUUUGAGCGCAAGAGCGCAACUACUCCUUGCAAAAUGGCUUGACUCGACAGGUCAAACACAUGCCAGCGCGCUGCGGUCGCAGUAUCAGCAAGCAGCGAAGACGCACCCCCAGUGGGAGAAAGGUCAUUACUACCUCGGCCGCCACUACAAAAAGGUCCUUGAAUCCGAGCAAGGACUCAAGCCGGAUGAUCAGUCAGAUGAAUACCUGACUGGCGAGACUGCGAAGCUAGUUAUUGAGAACUAUCUUCGCUCGCUCAACUUUGGGACUAAAUACCUAUCGCAGACGCUGCCACGGAUCCUGACGCUGUUCCUUGAGCUGGGUGCUCAAGUUGACAAGGCGCCAGAUGGCAAAAUCUCGCUGUCUCGGGAGCUGCACAAUCGUAGGAAGGCCAUACUUUCAGAGGUUUGCAAGCACAUCAAAAAGCACAUGGCCCGUAUGCCUGCAUACAUUUUCUACACUGCGCUUCCGCAGAUUGUAGCAAGAAUAGCACAUCCGAACCCCGAAGUGUUCAACGUGCUGGAAGAAAUGAUUUUGAAGGUGGUUCAAGCCCAUCCUCAGCAGGCCCUCUGGAGCCUCUGUCCACUCAUGACAGCGAAGCAGUACAGCGAGCGGCGCACUCGCGGGAUCAUGAUCCUGCAAGCUGUUCGCGGGAUGACGAAAAAGGUCGAGGGCGGAACGUAUGAGUGGAAGCCGCUGCUAAGGAUGGGCGAGAAGCUGAUUGAGCAGCUUCUCCUCGCCUGCCACAACGGAGAUUUUCAGAGCAACAGGACGAUAAUGGCCAGCAUCACGAGAGACCUGAACUUCAAUCACAAGGUUACCCCUUGUCCUCUGGUGGUGCCGGUUGAAGCUUGUUUGACGGCCACGCUGCCAACCUUGACGGACAAUGUCAGGAAGCACAAGGCCUUCUCCAGGGAUGUCGUCACGAUCGACUCGUUCCUCGACCAGGUCUUGGUUCUAGGCUCGCUGGCAAAGCCACGCAAGCUGACGGCGAGGGGAUCAGACGGCAAACUUUAUGGCCUCCUAAUCAAGCCGAAGGACGACCUUCGGACUGACCAGCGUCUGAUGGAAUUCAACGGGCUGAUCAAUCGUUCGCUCAAGCGCGAUGCUGAGUCGAGCCGACGGCAGUUGUACAUCAGGACAUAUGCAGUCACGCCGCUCAACGAAGAGUGUGGCAUCAUUGAGUGGGUCGACGGGCUCAAGACGCUGCGCGAUAUCCUUCUGGGCAUCUACAAGACGCGCAAUAUUCAGCCAAACUACACCGAGAUUGCGCAAAAAAUGGAGCAAGCCGUCUCUUCCGACGAUAACAUACACUUGUUCACCAAGGAUGUGCUCGGUACGUUCCCACCCGUUUUGCCAGACUGGUUUAUCACGCAGUUCCCAGACCCGUCUGCUUGGUUUGCGGCUCGAUUGAAAUACACCCGUUCGUGCGCAGUCAUGUCCAUGGUCGGCACGAUCCUGGGACUGGGCGACCGGCACGGCGAGAAUGUCCUCCUCGAGGAGGGUAACGGCGGCAUAUUCCACGUCGAUUUCAACUGCCUCUUUGACAAGGGUCUCACAUUCAGGCAGCCCGAGCGCGUACCGUUCCGUCUCACGCACAACAUGGAGGCCGCCAUGGGCAUCUAUCGCUACGAAGGGCCGUUUAGGCACUGCAGCGAGCUGACGCUGCGCAUCCUGAGGCAGCAGGAAGAGACGCUCAUGACGAUUCUUGAGGCCUUCAUUUACGAUCCUACGCUGGAUUUGCAGAGGACGAAGAAGAAGAACUAUGAGGUAGUCAAGCUCAACCCGACCAGCGUGGUCGAGAGCAUCAGGCGCAAGGUCAGGGGCUUGUUACCUGACGAGAGCAUACCGCUGGGGGUAGAGGGCCAGGUGGAGGAGCUGAUCAAGCAGGCGGUGAACCCGAAGAAUUUGGCGGCGAUGUAUAUCGGAUGGUGUCCGUUUUUGUAAUCGUUGUCAGAGGUUCCGUACACAUUAGUUAGAGGAUGCAAAUACGGAACAAGACGAGUGUAUGGCUAAGAGAUGAUUGUAUAGCUAAUUAAGAGACGAGUGGAUGACCA
Messenger RNA from Canariomyces notabilis, 7536 nucleotides. Its product is annotated as phosphatidyl inositol 3-kinase-like protein. The record is from RefSeq and is a predicted model, not a curated record. Gene Ontology annotation, molecular function: protein serine/threonine kinase activity; protein binding. The coding region runs from base 101 to 7426 and encodes 2441 amino acids. Gene Ontology annotation, cellular component: nucleus. The transcript is spliced from 9 exons. Gene Ontology annotation, biological process: protein phosphorylation; DNA damage checkpoint signaling; telomere maintenance. NCBI's taxonomy places the organism in Eukaryota, Fungi, Ascomycota, Sordariomycetes, Sordariales, Chaetomiaceae.